CUAUUCCACAGAAUGAACCGCACCGACACUCCCAAGGACGCACUGUUCGUCGGCGCUGACGUGUCUGGCGCGCAGCCGGGCAUCGCGAGCCUUAGUGCUGACGGUGGCAUGCCGGAGCCUGCGCGUGCUAAGCCUAUCAUGGAGCCGGCUUCAGAGGAUGCUGGCGACACCACGGAGGACACGGACUGGAAGGGCGGCGAGGCCCACGCCGACGUCCAGCCUCACAAGGCGAAGAAGCAAGUUGGCGAGCGUACCGGUAUGGGGCCGGCGCUGUUCUAAGAAAUACGAGAAGCAAAAGGCAUAUCAGAAGCAUCUAGAGAAAGGAAUGAAUCUCCUGACGUUCACGAGGAAACGUGAGAACUGCUUCUACUCGCUUUGAGCGUACAGUGUAACGCGCAGUUGUGGCAGAUGAUUAUGGUGCGACGCCCUUUGUCAAGAUGACCUCGGGCACGAAAUCAGUACGGGCGACGGCGCGCUUCGGCCUGGCGCCACGUGCGUCGCGGUUGGCCGAAAUGACAGCGCCAAUGUCGGGCAUCGAGGGGAGGUGGACUUGACAUUAUGCCGCCUCACCGUCCGCGUCCAUUGCUUCUAGCUGGAGUGCGUUUAGGACCAUCUGCGCCUGCCUCUGCCCAGUGAUGUAUGGCCCAUGCGCCGUCGCCUGUAUGUCAGCGUUGCCUUCUGUCACUUACAUAGUGGUCCGGAUCUGUUGCCUCCCCAGCAAACAGAAGCCUGUCUCCCCAAAGCGGGCGGGCGAGUUCGCGGAAGUCUUGUGGGUCG
Cutaneotrichosporon oleaginosum is the source of this 777-nucleotide messenger RNA. RefSeq lists its product as uncharacterized. NCBI's taxonomy places the organism in Eukaryota, Fungi, Basidiomycota, Tremellomycetes, Trichosporonales, Trichosporonaceae. The record is from RefSeq and is a predicted model, not a curated record.